AUGUCACAACUAUCAUCAACCCGUUAUAACGUAACCGCAGCGUGCGAUUCUUGUAAAGAAUUGAAAAUUAAAUGCUGCGGCAUUCCUUGUACCGAAUGCAUAAAGCGCGAUCAUGAAUGCACUAUCUCGAAAACGAAUAAAAAACGUGGGCCAAAACCAGAUUAUGAAAAAUUCUUAGAUCCGGAAGAAAUAAAAUGCUUAGAAAAUUUAUUCGGUAAAGAACGAUUACCUCAUAUAUUUAAAAUCCUCAAUUCUACCAGUCAUAAACCUUGUCCAUAUAAAAAUGUCCCUGGACAUAAUUAUUGUCAUGAAGGAUUUAUCUACAAUUCUUUACAUUCAAUACCCGAAAUUGAUGAAAAUUUAGAGGGAGAUAUUGAAUUCUUUUUUGAAUAUUGUGUUGAUUUUACAGAACUUUUAAAUUUUAAAGAAAGUAAUUUAUCUGACAGAUCUUAUAUUGCAAAUAAACUUAUUGAAAAUAACAAUUUCGAAUUUCGAUAA
Molecule: messenger RNA, 498 nt
Organism: Scutellospora calospora
Lineage: Eukaryota; Fungi; Glomeromycota; Glomeromycetes; Diversisporales; Gigasporaceae
Source: the annotation of a GenBank genome assembly